UCGGGAUUCCACCACCAGCUGUCCUGGGCUCCCUCCUCGGGCCUGGCCCAUUCAAGCCGCGCCCCGGGGUCCGCCCUCUACCCCGGCUAGGCACCGGGGCAGGGAGGACCAUGGCUCGCCUCUUCAGUCCCCGGCCGCCCCCCAGCGAAGAUCUCUUCUACGAGACCUACUACAGCCUGAGCCAGCAGUACCCACUGCUGCUGCUGCUGCUGGUGAUCGUGCUCUGCGCGCUCCUGGCGAUGCUGGCUGUCGCGUCAGCCAGCGGCAGGGAUCUAGUUUCAGACCCAGGCUUCCUGACCACUGUGCUGUGUGCACUGGGUGGCUUCUCGCUUCUCCUGGGCUUGGCUUCCCGUGAGCAACGACUGCAGCGCUGGACACGUCCCCUGUCGGUCCUCGUGUGGGCAGCGCUACUUGGGCUAGGCCACGGCUUCCUGUUCACUGGGGGCCUGGUGAGCGCCUGGGACCAGGUGUCCUUUUUUCUCUUCAUCAUCUUCACUGUGUAUGCCAUGUUGCCCUUGGGCAUGCGGGAUGCCGCAGCUGCGGGCCUUGCCUCAUCACUGUCCCACCUGCUGGUCCUUGGGCUGUACCUUGGGCCUCAGCCUGACUCCCGGCCACCGCUGCUGCCACAGCUGGCAGCAAACGCAGUGUUGUUCUUGUGCGGGAACGUGGCUGGAGCGUAUCACAAGGCACUGAUGGAGCGUGCGCUGCGCGCCACGUUCCGGGAGGCCCUUCGGUCCCUGCACUCGCGCCGGAGGCUGGACACUGAGAAGAAGCACCAGGAACACCUACUCUUGUCCAUCCUUCCUGCCUACUUGGCCCGAGAGAUGAAGGCAGAGAUCAUGGCACGGCUUCAGGCUGGACAGGGGUCACGGCCAGAGAGCACCAACAACUUCCACAGCCUCUAUGUCAAGAGGCACCAGGGAGUCAGCGUGCUGUAUGCUGACAUCGUGGGCUUCACAAGGCUGGCCAGUGAGUGCUCCCCUAAGGAGUUGGUGCUCAUGCUCAACGAGCUCUUUGGCAAGUUCGACCAGAUUGCCAAGGAGCAUGAAUGCAUGCGGAUCAAGAUUCUGGGAGACUGUUACUACUGUGUCUCUGGGCUCCCACUUUCUCUGCCCGACCAUGCCAUCAACUGCGUGCGCAUGGGGCUGGACAUGUGCCGGGCCAUCAGGAAACUCCGUGCAGCCACUGGAGUGGACAUCAACAUGCGUGUGGGCGUGCAUUCGGGCAGCGUGCUCUGCGGAGUCAUCGGGCUGCAGAAGUGGCAGUAUGACGUCUGGUCCCAUGAUGUCACGCUGGCCAACCACAUGGAGGCGGGUGGCGUGCCAGGACGAGUGCAUAUUACAGGGGCUACCCUGGCCUUGCUAGCAGGGGCCUAUGCUGUGGAGGAUGUAUCCAUGGAACACCGGGACCCAUACCUUCGGGAGCUAGGGGAGCCCACCUACCUCGUCAUCGAUCCCCGGGCUGAGGAGGAGGAUGAGAAGGGCACUGCAGGAGGGCUGCUGUCCUCUCUCGAGGGCCCCAAGAUGCGUCCAUCACUGCUAAUGACGCGCUACCUGGAGUCCUGGGGCGCGGCCAAGCCUUUUGCCCACCUGAGCCACCUAGAGAGCCCUGUGUCCACCUCUACCCCUCUCCCAGAGAAGGCCCUUGCCUCCUUCAGCCCCCAGUGGAGCCUGGACCGGAGCCGUACCCCCCGAGGACUAGAUGAAGACCUGGAUACUGGGGAUGCCAAGUUCUUCCAAGUCAUCGAACAGCUCAACUCUCAGAAACAAUGGAAGCAGUCGAAGGACUUCAGCCCACUGACACUGUACUUCAGAGAGAAGGAGCUGGAGAAAGAGUAUCGACUCUCUGCCCUCCCCGCCUUCAAAUACUAUGCAGCCUGCACCUUCCUGGUCUUCCUCUCCAAUUUCAUCAUCCAGAUGCUGGUGACCAACAGGCCCCCAGCUCUGGCCAUCACCUAUAGCAUCACCUUCCUUCUCUUCCUCCUCCUCCUCUUCGUCUGCUUCUCAGAGCACCUGACGAAGUCUGUCUUGAAAGGCCCCAAGAUGCUACACUGGCUUCCCACACUGUCUGGCUUGGUGGCCACACGGCCCGGACUGCGAGUUGCCCUGGGCACUGCCACCAUCCUCCUCGUUUUUGUCAUGGCUAUUACCAGCCUGUUCUUCUUACCGGCAGCAUCAAACUGCCCUUCCCGGGCUCCCAAUGUGUCCUCCGUGGCUUUCAACCUCUCCUGGGAGCUCCCUGGGUCCCUGCCUCUCAUCAGCGUCCCGUACUCUAUGCACUGUUGCGUGCUGGGGUUCCUGUCCUGCUCCCUCUUUCUGCACAUGAGCUUUGAGCUGAAGUUGCUGCUGCUCCUGCUGUGGCUGGGAGCCUCCUGCUCCCUCUUCCUGCACUCCCAUGCCUGGCUGUCUGACUGCCUUAUCGCCCGCCUCUAUCCAGAUCCCUUGGACUCCAGGCCAGGGGUGCUGAAGGAGCCCAAACUCAUGGGAGCUAUCUCCUUCUUCAUCUUCUUCUUCACCCUCCUUGUCCUGGCUCGGCAGAAUGAGUAUUACUGCCGCCUGGACUUUCUGUGGAAGAAGAAGCUGCGGCAGGAGCAGGAGGAAACAGAGACAAUGGAGAACCUGACUCGGCUGCUGCUGGAGAAUGUGCUCCCCGCACACGUGGCCCCCCAGUUCAUCGGCCAGAACCGGCGCAAUGAGGACCUCUACCACCAAUCCUACGAGUGUGUCUGUGUCCUGUUCGCCUCAGUUCCAGACUUUAAGGAAUUUUACUCUGAAUCCAACAUCAACCACGAGGGUCUAGAGUGUCUGCGGCUGCUCAAUGAGAUCAUUGCAGAUUUUGAUGAGCUGCUCUCAAAGCCCAAGUUUAGUGGGGUGGAGAAGAUCAAAACCAUCGGCAGCACCUACAUGGCAGCCACAGGCUUAAACGCCACCUCUGGACAGGACACACAGCAGGAUGCUGAGCGAAGCUGCAGCCACCUGGGCACCAUGGUGGAGUUCGCAGUGGCACUUGGAUCAAAGCUGGAUGUCAUCAAUAAGCACUCAUUCAACAACUUCCGUCUGCGUGUGGGGUUGAACCACGGACCUGUAGUUGCUGGAGUGAUUGGGGCCCAGAAGCCUCAGUAUGACAUCUGGGGCAACACGGUGAAUGUUGCGAGCCGUAUGGAGAGUACAGGAGUCCUGGGCAAGAUCCAAGUGACUGAAGAGACAGCUCGGGUGUUGCAGUCCUUAGGCUAUACCUGCUACAGCCGGGGCAUCAUCAAGGUCAAAGGCAAAGGGCAGCUCUGCACCUACUUCCUGAAUACAGAUUUGACACGAACUGGCCCUCCCUCAGCUACCCUAGCCUGAGACCCCCACCCAUCCUCUCUAUUCUAAGAUCUUCAAUAAAAAGACUCCGGGGGCA
Molecule: messenger RNA, 3399 nt
Organism: Neogale vison (American mink)
Lineage: Eukaryota; Metazoa; Chordata; Mammalia; Carnivora; Mustelidae
Gene: ADCY4
Product: adenylate cyclase 4
Exons: 26
Coding region: 111-3344 (1077 amino acids)
Biological process (GO): adenylate cyclase-inhibiting G protein-coupled receptor signaling pathway; adenylate cyclase-activating G protein-coupled receptor signaling pathway; cAMP biosynthetic process
Cellular component (GO): plasma membrane
Molecular function (GO): adenylate cyclase activity
Source: RefSeq, a predicted model, not a curated record